This is a messenger RNA of Aspergillus puulaauensis, 654 nucleotides long. Its product is annotated as CIA30 family protein. Gene Ontology annotation, biological process: NADH dehydrogenase complex assembly. The transcript is spliced from 3 exons. The coding region runs from base 1 to 654 and encodes 217 amino acids. The record is from RefSeq and is a predicted model, not a curated record. NCBI's taxonomy places the organism in Eukaryota, Fungi, Ascomycota, Eurotiomycetes, Eurotiales, Aspergillaceae.
AUGGCCGCAAAAACCGAAUAUCUCUUCGGAGGCACCCAAAAAUGGUCGCCUAACGACUGGACUUCCUCCGAUGACCGCGUCCGAGGCGGAUCCUCCAAAUCGACACUUGAAAUCUCACCAGAUACCAACCACGCCAAAUUCCAGGGAAAUCUAGACAUCGAUACACUAGGAGGAGCUGGCUUUGCAUCACAGCGCACAACUGGAUCUCGAAGAUGGGAUUUGUCCGCGUACGACGGGAUCGAAUUUGACGUUGCGGAAUCGGACGGGAAACUCUAUACUUUGACCCUGAAAAACGACUUACUCCCAGGGAGACCUGAUGGGCGUGAGCGGAGUAGCCUGAGUUGGCAGGCUGACUUUAGGGUCGUGGGGAGUGGGAAGGUUAUCGUGACAUGGAAGGAAUUUCGGCCAACGUAUCGGGGGAAGGAGGUUGAUGCAGACCCGUUGGAUUUGAAGACUAUUAAACGACUGGGGAUUAUGAUGCGGAGUCAUUUUGGAUCUCAGUCGGGGGAAUUUAAUCUGUCAAUUGGGUAUAUUGCGGCUUGGAAGGCCGAACCAGAAGAGGGCAAAAGUGAGAGCGUUACUAUUGAAACUAAAGGGUAUAUUGACAGUGAGAAUGGGAGCAAUAAAACUUCUGCCUGCUGUGAGAUAUUAUAG